This is a messenger RNA of Penaeus monodon (black tiger shrimp), 917 nucleotides long. RefSeq names its product methyltransferase-like protein 24. Bases 26 to 856 code for a protein of 276 amino acids. The record is from RefSeq and is a predicted model, not a curated record. Lineage: Eukaryota; Metazoa; Arthropoda; Malacostraca; Decapoda; Penaeidae. The transcript has 5 exons.
AUAUCCAUAUAAAAAACGAGCGAAUAUGAUACUCAAGGCAACAGAUUUCACAAUGGGCAAUAAAAUACGUUUCAUUCUAUCGGCGUGGGCGUGUCUAGUACUCUUUGCCGUGCUUGGUGGGCGUACAGACGUGUUGCAACCUACUUCUGCUGCAUAUAGUAACCUGCAACACACGCCGCGGACCUCAAGAGACGCGGAGGGCAGCAGUACCUCUAAAGGUCUUCUGAAGGACCCUGUGGAGUACUUUGAGUCCCUUAAAAAGACAAACGGAUAUUGCAGAAAGCUGGUAACUUUUGGUGGAACAUCGUGUAAGAGGUUGGAGGAUGGAGAUAAACUGGUGUGUUUAGACGACCACCUGGCUAUGCCGAAGAAGCGCUGCCUCGUGUAUUCCUUCGGCGCCGGUGAUGACAUUAGUUUUGAGGACGCCAUGAUUCAGUUUUCGGGUUGUGAGCUUCAUUUGUUCGACCCGACCGUGAACGCCUCGGAUUUACUGGGUAGCGACGAGAAAAUCAAAUUCCACCAAGUAGGUCUCGGUGACAGCGAAAAGAUUAUGGUGAAUAACAAAUCGUCCACGAGCUAUGUAUUCCAACCCUUUGAUAGUAUCCUGCGGCAAAAUGGCCACGUCGGACGAACCAUUCACUAUCUCAAGCUUGACAUAGAGUCUAGUGAAUGGGCGAGACAACACGACAUCCUGUUAAGCCUUGAAGCCAUCGGCUUUCGGAAAAUCAGUUAUAAGGAGAACAUGAACAUGUACGGUUUCGUGAAGAUUCCCUACGAGGAAAACCAGAGGCCGGCGUGUGGGGAGGUUCUCUACGCUCGGGACCCUUCGUCGAUCGGCCGCCUGUCUCUACCCUGACGGAGGAGGAGGAGGGGGGGGGGGGUGCGUGUGUGGGGAGUUGUGUUGGAAUGAACUGGAA